AUGAUCAUAACCUACUUGACUAUUGGUUGGGAAUCGCACCAAAUCAAAAAUUUGUACUAUGUGUAUGCGGUUGUAAUGGUAAGUUGGGAAAGGUAAAGUUAAAUGGACAUGACACGUUGUGUGGUCAUUUUGAAGCAAAAAAGUGUUGAACAUUACGUUUUAUAGACAUUUUUAGGCCUAAAAGUCUUGAGCAUCUACAUCAUUCAACUGUUUCAGAUCAUCUCCUUAUGCAUCCUGACAGUAACUCUCUACCACUACAUGAAACACACAAUAUAUUACCUAAGACGAAACCCACGACUCGUCGGAGAUGAGGAACAGAUCUGGGACGCCUAUCAACUGGCAUGUGGCCGCCUUCUGGCCGGCUUCGUCUGCUACAUGUUCAUCGUCUUACAUGCCUUCUUCUUCUACAUUGUAUUUCGCGACUUUCGCUAUGUGAGAGAAUAUCCAAGAUGGCAGAAUGCAAUAAAAGAAAUGGUUACGGAAGAUUCAAUGACAACAAGAUCCAGGUCCAAGUCCGGACAAAUUAUGUGA
This is a messenger RNA of Bursaphelenchus okinawaensis, 531 nucleotides long. The record is from the annotation of a GenBank genome assembly. NCBI's taxonomy places the organism in Eukaryota, Metazoa, Nematoda, Chromadorea, Rhabditida, Aphelenchoididae.